UUCCCACAAUGCUCCGCGCGGGCGGAGGCGCGGCCAGCCGAGUAUAAAUAAAGCCACGACAUCGGCCGAUCACCUUCAUCGAUGAGGAGCCCGUUGAAGCCGCGCGGAACCUUGAGCACGCGCUGCGGGGGGACGGAGCGCAGGUCCGGGACUGGUUCGUAGUCUUUAGCCGCUAGCUAGCGCCACAGCUAACUCCAGCUAGCCGGCUAGCCGCGCUGAUUGACAGCUGUCCGUCAUGGGGAUCAAUAGAGCCGCCGUGGCGGUGGGGUUCGUAGUGUCCGGGGUCCUCAUGGUGUUCUUCGGGACUGUCCUCACCUUUGUGGGGCCGAUCAUCAUCGACGACCAGGUGGUGAAGAACACGGUGAUCGACCCGAAGAACGAGGUGUCCUACACCAUGUGGAAGGACGUCCCGGUGCCCUUCUUCAUGUCCGUCUACUUCUUCCACGUCCUCAACCCCAAGGAGGUGCUGGCCGGGGAGACGCCCAUGGUGGAGCAGAGGGGCCCCUUCGUCUACAGGUGACGACGACGUCGACGACACAUCACGUUCCACGCCAGGGACGUGUCCUACCGCGAGUACCGCCGCUUCUUCUUCGAGCCGUCCAUGUCCUCGGGGGGACGAAUGAAGCCUGUUUUGUCCCUGCAGCUGACCGGCGUCCCUCUCAACGUCUCCAUCCGCCUGCAGCUCAACCUCUACAUGAAGAAGGUGUCGGCCAUCACAGAAACUGGAAAGAUCUCCGAGGUGGUGAUGCCGAUGAUCUGGUUUGAGGAGAGCGGCUACAUCGACGGGCCCAUCCUCUCCACCUUCCACACCAACCUGGUGGUGCUCCCCGCCGUGAUGGAGGCCAUGCAGUACGGCUUCAUCGCCCUCGGCCUCGCCACCAUCCUCAUCGCCUCGCUGCUGCACCACAGGGUGACGAGGGCUCGUUCACAUGUGACCACGACGUUCUCAGGAGACGACGACCCUGUCUCCGAUAAAGAGCGAAUAGAAGGAGCUCACGACCCCCAAACGAAGGAGAAAUGUGUCAUUAAUAAUUAAGAGGAGGUGACAGGAAGUGGACCCGUCCUACGGAAACAAGAGCACUUCUACUGGACAGAAGGAACCUUUGCUGAAGACACACACACACACACACA
Messenger RNA from Gasterosteus aculeatus aculeatus (three-spined stickleback), 1131 nucleotides. Lineage: Eukaryota; Metazoa; Chordata; Actinopteri; Perciformes; Gasterosteidae. The record is from RefSeq and is a predicted model, not a curated record.